Molecule: messenger RNA, 1666 nt
Organism: Drosophila eugracilis
Lineage: Eukaryota; Metazoa; Arthropoda; Insecta; Diptera; Drosophilidae
Gene: Cyp28d2
Product: probable cytochrome P450 28d2
Exons: 6
Coding region: 81-1586 (501 amino acids)
Molecular function (GO): oxidoreductase activity, acting on paired donors, with incorporation or reduction of molecular oxygen; iron ion binding; heme binding
Source: RefSeq, a predicted model, not a curated record
GUUAAAGUAGGUUCAAUUUGUUCAAUUGAGCUGCAAUCAAGUUCAGUUAUUUUCCGCUUUUCCUCGCGUUCGGUUGUGCCAUGUGUCCCAUUUCUUGUGUUCUGCUCAGCCUAGCUGGGUUUCUAGCCCUUGUCUACGUAUUCCUCACCUGGAACUUUGACUACUGGAGGAAGAGGGGCAUCCUGACUGCCCCUUCAUGGCCAUUUGUGGGUAGUUUUCCCAGCAUAUUCACCAAGAAACGAAACGUUGCCUACGACAUCGAUGAUAUCUAUAAGCAAUACAAAAACACGGAAAAAGUUGUGGGUGUGUUCACCACCCGACGUCCCCAGCUGCUGGUUAUGUGUCCGGAAUAUAUUAACAAGAUUUACACCAGCGAUUUCCGUAGCUUCCAUGACAAUGAAAGGGGGAAUUUCGUGGACAAAAAGGUGGACAAGAUACUGGGCAACAAUCCAUUCGUCCUGAAAGGCGAUGAAUGGAAGGAAAGAAGAGCAGAGAUCACACCAGGACUGUCACAAAAUCGAAUAAAGGCCGUAUAUCCAGUGUCACAAAGUGUAUGCAAAAAGUUUGUGGACUACAUAAAACGCCAACAGCGAAUGGCCACCUCGCAGGGAUUGGAUGCAAUGGAGCUGUCCCUUUGCUACACCACCGAAGUGGUCUCCGACUGCGUCUUGGGCAUCUCAGCCCAGAGUUUCACGGACACCCCGACUCCCCUUGUGGGAAUGAUCCAGCGGGUGUUCAACUCGUCCUUCAGAUUCAUCUUCUUCAGCAUUUUAGUCAACAUCUGGCCACCAAUUCUGAAGUUCUACAGUUUGCCUUUCUUCAACAAGGAAGCUGAGGACUUCUUCUUCGACAUCAUGAGACGUUCCAUCAACUUGCGGCGAGGGAAACCGGAACAGCAGCGCGACGACUACCUCAACUACAUGCUGCAGUUGCAAGAGAAGAAGGGCCUAGAUACAGCCGAGCUCACUGCUCAUACUAUGACCUUCCUCACAGACGGAUUUGAGACCACUGCUCUGGUUCUAUCACACACCCUGUUGUUGCUGGGACGUAAUCCGGAGCAGCAGCAAAAGGUGCGGGAGGAAAUUGGCAAGGCGGAUUUCACUUUUGAGCAACUAACCGAGCUGCCUUAUCUGGAAGCCUGCAUUAAUGAAACUCUGCGUUUGUUUUCGCCACAAACAGCAGCCCGUAAGCUGGUAACUGAACCCUACGACAUAGUUACCAAGAAUGGCGAUACGUUGCGCCUAAGUCCCGGGGACGUGGUAAUCAUUCCCGUGAAAGCGAUACAUCAUGAUCCGCAGUAUUAUGAAAACCCGCAGGCGUUCAAGCCUGAGCGAUUCCUUGAGGUCAACGGGGGUGUGAAAAAGUUCCGAGAUCAGGGAGUAUUUCUUCCCUUUGGCAAUGGACCUCGCAUCUGUCCAGGAAUACGAUUUGGAAUGACUCAACUCAAGGCGGCCUUAGUAGAAAUCGUGCGUAACUUUGAUAUAAAAAUUAAUCCCAAGACGCGUUCCGAUGAUCAGCUACAUGAUACCUUCUUUAUGGCCACUCUAAAGGGUGGAAUUUUCCUAGACUUUAAAGAGCGGCAAUAAAAUAAGUUAAGUGGUAAUUGAUUUACCAUACACUAGUGAUAAGCAAAUAUUCCAUUUCAAAUAAAAACAUUUGCAUUUCA